This is a messenger RNA of Hyphopichia burtonii NRRL Y-1933, 2061 nucleotides long. Its product is annotated as rhomboid-domain-containing protein. Gene Ontology annotation, molecular function: serine-type endopeptidase activity. The coding region runs from base 1 to 2061 and encodes 686 amino acids. Lineage: Eukaryota; Fungi; Ascomycota; Pichiomycetes; Serinales; Debaryomycetaceae. The transcript has 2 exons. Gene Ontology annotation, biological process: proteolysis. The record is from RefSeq and is a predicted model, not a curated record. Gene Ontology annotation, cellular component: membrane.
AUGUAUAAUAACUUUACCAAGUUCCCUCAAGGACCAAAUCCCCAAUUUGCAAAUAGUGCUCAUUCGAGUGCUCAGAAUAGUCCAAAUUUUAGAAGUGAAUUCUUAUCAAAUGCAAAUGCUUCUUCAGAUUCGGUAAAUCAUCAUCAUCAACAUCAUCCAAAUGAUAAUAUCGACGUAGAUGACUCUUUCACUUUUAAUACUCCUCCCAAUAAUAAUUUCACCUUCACUCAACCGUAUCUGCCUUUGAAAAAUUCUUCUACAACUUCAAAUCCUUUGAAAAAAUCUUCUUCGGCCAACGUGAAUGAUUAUGAAUUAUCGAGUUUAAAUCGUAAUCAAAAUCCUUUUGGUGAUGAUGGUGGUUAUUUACCUCAAUCAGAUCCAAGAUACAGUGCUGCUCCUUCAAAUCCUUUCGCUCAGCCAGCUAUACCUGAUAAAAGAUUCGAUCCUGGUAGUAGAGAAUUACCCCUUCCUCCUCCUUCUGCUGAACAAUUAGAACAUGAAAAAUUGAAAAAAAAUGAAAAAAAUCGUUUAAAACAAAUUAGAAGACAUCCUAGAUUUCACUAUACCAAAUUACCUUAUUUUACAAUGAUUGUUACUUUGAUUCAAGUAAUUGUCUUCAUAGUUGAAUUAGUGAAAAUGUCCAGUCUAACCGGAUCGGCUUUUCAAACAAAACCUUACUUUAAUCCAAUGUUAGGUCCUUCAACUUAUGUUUUAAUUAAUAUGGGUGCUCGUUAUGUUCCUUGUAUGCAUAAAAUUACUAAUAUUACAGACGACUUAACUAUCAAUUUCCCUUGUCCAAACUCAACUCUGAUCGAGACAAACGUUUGUUCCUUAAAUGAAUUAUGUGGUCUUGAUGGUUUACCUAUCCAUAAUGAUGCUUAUCAACCAGAUCAAUGGUAUAGAAUUAUAACUCCAAUUUUUUUACACGCUGGGUUUUUACAUAUCAUUUUCAAUCUUUUACUUCAAGUUACCAUGGGUGCAACUAUAGAAAGAGCUAUAGGUUCUAUCAAAUAUUUCGUAAUUUAUCUUGCAAGUGGUAUCGGUGGGUUUUUAUUAGGUGCUAAUUUCUCUCCUAAUGGUAUGGCUUCAACUGGUGCUUCGGGUUCCUUAUUUGGUAUUAUGGCAACUAAUAUAAUUCUUUUUGUUUUUAGUGGUCGUAAAAAUCAUAAUUUAUAUGGUACCAAUCAUUAUGCUCUAUUUAUUUUUAUAAUGAUUGGUGAAAUAAUUAUCUCCUUGGUCUUGGGUCUUUUGCCAGGACUUGAUAAUUUUAGUCAUAUUGGUGGUUUCGCUUGUGGUUUAUUAUUAGCAGUCUUGCUUUUACCUGAUCCCUUCUUUUGUUAUCAAGAUGGUAUCAUUACUUAUAACGCUCAUGAUGGUACCAUGCAACAAUUCUUAAAUAAUUGGAACCCUAUGCAUAAUUUCGAAGAUAAAAUCCCAGUAAGAGUUUACUGUUGGUUUAGCGCUCGUGUGGUUGCUUUAGUUUUAUUCAUCUUAUAUUACGCUAUGUUGGCUAAAAACUUUUUCACCCAAAAGCUGAGACCGUUAGGUGAUACCUGUAAAUGGUGUAAAUAUAUUAAUUGCAUUCCAGUCCAUGGCUGGUGUGAAAUUGGUCAAGUUUCUGUGGAUGAUACUACAACUACUCCUUCUUCUACUUCAAACUCAAACGAAACUGGCUCUUCUCAGGGCCUUCAAGGAAUCAAAAAUCAAAAGAGAAGUAGAAACUAUCAGCAAGAGAAGUUGGCUGCAAACGCUCGUGCCUUUCAACCAUCCAUCGAAAAUGAUUCUAUCGUCCAUAAACAAAUCAAUUCGGGUCAUUCAUUCGUUAAUGAUCAAAACUCGGGACUUGAAGUCGAAGCAAAUGAUAGGCUUGGGAAGAAGAUCAAGGUCAAGUGUCUUCCUUCGGAUACCAUUGGUGAUUUGAAAAAGAUUAUUGGAUUACAAAUUGGAACUUCCCAUGAGAAAUUAGUUUUGAAAAAAGGUUAUCAAGUAUUCAAGGAUCAUAUAUCGUUAGAUGACUAUGAGGUACAUGAUGGGUUUAAUUUUGAGUUAUACUACGGUUAG